This is a messenger RNA of Oikopleura dioica, 636 nucleotides long. The record is from the annotation of a GenBank genome assembly. NCBI's taxonomy places the organism in Eukaryota, Metazoa, Chordata, Appendicularia, Copelata, Oikopleuridae.
AUGGGCUACACCGAAGUGCACACGCUCGAUCAGCGCAUCAGAGAUGCCCAGCUGAUGCUAAAAAAGCUGAAAGAGUACCGUAACGCGGCGCGGAGAUACACCACACCAGCCGUUUCAAAUAAAUGCAGCAAAUCUAAUAAGAAGGCUAUUUCUGAGGCCAACCAGCAGAUACAAAUGCUUGAAAGACUCAUUCGAUCAGCUGAAAAGACUCCAGUUCGUUUUGGCAUGGCGAAUUAUACUGAUCUCAGAGCUCACAACGCGAAGAAAAAGCGCAACGCCAAGAACGCGCCAGAUCCGUCCGCCGCUUUCUUCAACUUCAAGGGUGCCAAAACGCCAGAGGAAGGAGCCACUCUUGGGAAUAGGCUCUUCGCUGCAGCAGCCAAUGUUGGGGAUGCUCUUAGCGAUAUGGUAGCGCGCGCCGCUGGACCACUGGCGGAGGAGCCUUUAGACACCCUUGAAAGACGCAGACCGAAGCUCAAGAUCACCGAGAGCCGUCUCAAGCUUUUCUUCACGACGCUUCCUGAACGUAUUCUCGCCUCUUACACCUUCGAUAUUCUUGUUGCCCUGGUGGCUUUCGUCGUUUUACUUAAAUUCGGUGCCUGCAAAAUCGUACAAUUCAAAUUUCAAGAUUAUUGA